Molecule: messenger RNA, 2283 nt
Organism: Etheostoma cragini (Arkansas darter)
Lineage: Eukaryota; Metazoa; Chordata; Actinopteri; Perciformes; Percidae
Product: vacuole membrane protein 1-like
Source: RefSeq, a predicted model, not a curated record
UAGUGGCCCCUCCAUCACCACACCCUGCACUCAAGUUAUGAUGCAGUUCAUGGGUAGCGUACAUUUGCCCUACAUUACCACUGGGAGUCCACCACAGGUUUCUCCUCAGCCCAGAGAUUAUUGGGAAUUAAACAGCUGUGAACGACUCCUUCCUGCUGAAUGGGAUGGCAGAGUGGAGACAAGUCAACUUCCUCAGAGGCGACUUGGUGUCAAGGAACAGCAAAAUGAAGAGCUGACUGACUCCGAGCUGUCCGUGGCUGAGAGGAAACAGAAGGACGGUGAGGAGUGUGAGACAGUAUGGAAGAAACCUCAGUUCACCCUCCACUACUUCACUCUGGAGCUGCUCAUCUCCUUUAAAGAGUGGCUCGGGAGCUUUCACUCUCAUACCUUCUCUGUCUCUGUCCUCCCCCUUACUUGUUUUCCUCACACUCUGUGCAUGUGUCUCUGCCAUGUGGUUGACCGUCCCUCUUUCUGGCCUCUACAGUAUGUGCUCUACAUUGAGAAGAAGACGCUGUGGUGUGUCUACUGGGUCAGCCUGGGCAUCCUCUCCUCGGUGGGUCUUGGUACCGGCCUGCACACCUUCCUUCUUUACCUGGGACCACACAUAGCAUCAGUUACCUUGGCCGCCUACGAAUGUGGCUCUGUGGAUUUCCCCAAACCGCCUUAUCCAGACCAAAUAGUCUGUCCCCAGCAGAACGCAUCAGCACCAGACUCUGAUGCUGAGCAGGUGGGCGUGGAGGCUGCGGCAGCGGUGAGUUCAGCUGCCAUCCAGUGAAGCAUCUCUCUCUGGACCAUCAUCUCCAAAGUCCGCCUGGAAGCUUGUAUGUGGGGUGCAGGUACAGCUAUAGGAGAGCUCCCUCCCUACUUCAUGGCACGGGCGGCGAGGCUGUCCAGGGCUUACCCCAACGACAAGGAGUACCAGAGGUUUGAGGAGAUUCUGGACCAGACCCAGUCAGCACAGGACUUAGCCGCCCGAGCAAAGGUAGCCGUGCAGAAACUCAUCCAGAGGGUCGGAUUCUUGGGGAUUUUGGCCUGUGCUUCAAUUCCCAAUCCCUUGUUUGACCUGGCAGGAAUAACAUGUGGACAUUUCUUCGUCCCCUUCUGGACUUUUUUUGGUGCAACACUCAUUGGGAAAGCAGUCAUUAAAAUGCACAUUCAGAAACUGUUUGUGAUCGUCACCUUCAGCAGGCACAUAGUGGAGCAGAUGGUCUCCCUCAUCGGAAAGAAGUUCAACACAGGAGUGCCCUCCCUUUGUGGGCCUUCCCCCCAGAUCUCAGCCAGUGAUGACACAGUUUGGGAGGGAGGCCGGUGGGGGCUGCCGCUUGUUUUAUUACCCCUGAUCUCUAUCUGUCCUGCACAUGGAGCUGGAUCCCCACCUAGCCUGCAGCAUCAGGAGCAGAGGGGACAGCGGGGGGGGUUAGGGGUGGCCCUCUACUUACUGACCGAGCUCCUCUCCUCUCUCUCUGUUCUUUCUGUGGUUCCCUGCAGGCUCUUUGAGAAGGUUGUGGUCAUCAUGGUAUGCUUCUUUGUCUGCUCCAUUGUCAACUCCAUGGCCCCGAGCUACGGCAAGCGCAAGCAGCAGGAGAAGUACUCGGAGGGCAAAACGGAGUGAAGGCCAGAGAGCAUCAACGUCAGAAGCUCCCACUGAUCCUUUCCUCAUUCAGCUUGUCCUUCUGGCUGUAGGCCCCACCAUUCUCUAAAGCAAAGUAUCAGGCUCCAUCUGGUUUCUGUCGUUAUUGUAGCAACAUGUUUUUGUUCUCUGGAAGGUAGGUGCUUGUUGGAGUGCGUGUGAGUAAGCUAUGGUGUUGUUUGAGCCCUCGUGUCGUUGCUUUUAGGAGAGGAAGCUGCUGGCAAUACUUCUCCUCAGUGAGGCCUUAAGCUGCUGUUUGUUCAACUAGAAGAACCUCAAAGGAACACGUCUGUAGACUCACUGAAUUCAAUUGAUUUAAAUAAACUACUAAACUUACCUUCGAUUAUGUGCAGAGCGUUCUGUAAAACCAGCGCAGUUAUUUGUUCAAUAACCUAAUUAUCAUCUAUAUUGGCUGGUUGAUUAAUAAGACAUUGUGUUCUGUAGUUGUUGUGCGGUAUCUGAUGUAGUUAGAUAAGACUGUAAAUGAUUGUGUCAUUUCUACAUUGUGUAGAGCUCGGAGUUGGUUGUUGUAAAGAUGUUGAUGAACGUUUUAAGCUGUUGGUGCGUUAGAUGACCACUUCUUUUGUGUGUGCAGUAAAGCUGUAUAUGGUAUAUUUGGAUGAGAGAUGAGAAAUCGGCCAUGAAUCACCCUA